AUGUCAUCCCUAUCGCCUGUAAAUAAAUCACUCCAGAAGGAGUUACCUUUGCCACCUCGGGUAUCUUCCAUCCACCUGGAAAAAGGCAAUAAAGAUGGAUGGGUCGCGAUUGAGCUAAACAACUACUCAUCGGACAUCACCCAAACCGACGUUGCGGAAGUCUUCACCAAUUUUCAGGUGGAAGAAUUCCGGAUUCCCGACUUCAAGAAGUUCCACAUGCCUCUGCGAAUGCGAUUGCAAGUGAAGGGCGAGAAAGAAGCAGAGCGCGCGAUCAGAGAGUUGAGUGGAAAGGUGGUCCAUGGUCGAAGUAUUGGAAUCGAUCGUCUACAGGACCCCCGUAGCGACACGAACUCAGAUGCGCGGAAUUGGGGCCACACGGAACACAGUCAUGCCAUCAGCAACAAGCAACAUGAUGCUGAAUGA
Aaosphaeria arxii CBS 175.79 is the source of this 423-nucleotide messenger RNA. RefSeq lists its product as uncharacterized. The coding region runs from base 1 to 423 and encodes 140 amino acids. NCBI's taxonomy places the organism in Eukaryota, Fungi, Ascomycota, Dothideomycetes, Pleosporales. The record is from RefSeq and is a predicted model, not a curated record. Gene Ontology annotation, molecular function: nucleic acid binding. The transcript has a single exon.